Molecule: messenger RNA, 842 nt
Organism: Helianthus annuus (common sunflower)
Lineage: Eukaryota; Viridiplantae; Streptophyta; Magnoliopsida; Asterales; Asteraceae
Product: transcription initiation factor TFIID subunit 9
Exons: 3
Coding region: 173-709 (178 amino acids)
Biological process (GO): DNA-templated transcription initiation; RNA polymerase II preinitiation complex assembly
Cellular component (GO): transcription factor TFIID complex; SAGA complex
Molecular function (GO): RNA polymerase II general transcription initiation factor activity; transcription coactivator activity; protein heterodimerization activity
Source: RefSeq, a predicted model, not a curated record
AUCCAAUAAAUACCGUGGACCCCACCAAACAAAAAAUAAAUAAAUAAAAAAGCCCAAAAAUCCUGCCAUUUGGCGCUACGUUACGUUUCUUCCUCAACUCUAUUUCUCCCUGUGACGGUGCGGUUGAAUCCUACACUACGCCACCACACCACACCACCAGACAAUCAAAAGAAUGGCUGAUGGAGAUGAAAACUUGCCAAAAGAUGCGAAGACGAUUAUAUCCCUGCUGAAAUCCGUCGGUAUUGACAAUUAUGAACCUCGUGUCGUACGCCAGUUUCUAGAACUUUAUUAUCGUACUGCUGUUGAAUUAAUAACGGAUGCACAAACCUACUCGAACCAUGCUGGGAAGGCUCUUGUUGAUCAAGAUGACGUAACACUUGCGAUCAAGUCUAAAAGCUAUUUCAGCUUCACUGGUCCCCCUCCACCCGAGGUCAAAGAUGCGGCAAUGAAGGUCAACAGCAAACCGAUUCCAAGGCCACUAAAUGGGCCGUCGCUUCCUCCAGCGUGGGACACGCUGAUUGCUUCAAGCCACCUGAUGAAAAUCCAAAAGAACCGAUCAAGUGAAGUGGUUGAAGAACAAGAGGUGGAAGAUAAUGUUGGUAAAAGUGUUGACAAUGCAGCGGAAACAUCGCAAGAAAUGAGGACUAAUGUGCUGCCAGGAACCCGUCAACGUGUUUCAUUUCCCCUUGGUUCGAUCCGCCGUAGGUAAUCUUUAUGGCAGAAGCGUACUUUAAGCUUAUGUCUACCGACUUGAAUAGAUGUGCAUGCUUAAUACAGAAAGUUUGAUGUAUACUUGGAAUGGUUAAUGUUUUUACAUGGUAUAUGCUUUCUGUUUCCUUAAA